UCAACACAUAUCCAAAAAGAAAACAAUAAACAACGGUUUCGAAAAAAAAAAAACAGAGUGGACGGUUUCUUGCCAUUACAAUCUAAAUUACUGAUUCAUUGUAGGCUUAAUUUUGUCUUUUUUUGUUAUAUAAUUUUUUUCUCUAAUAAGCCUCGCCUACAGAAAUAUAAACAUAAGCCACACUGAGCCAAAUAUUCUACAACUGAAGGACCACUUUUCAAGAUGACACAGAGGGGAUCUGAUAUAAGAGCCAGAGAAAAUCAGUCGAAAUUUGCGCAGCAAAGGAUCGUCAAUGUCGAGAAACACUUUUCAGCCCUCUGUCAAAACAUGUCAACAUAUGCCAGGAAGGUAGCCAAGUUGCGCGAUGCUGGCGACGACAUUUCCAAGACUUUGUUACAGUACGCGGAGAGUGAAAUGCAGACUACGAAAGCUGGCAUGACGGGGCUUGCAGAGCAGCUGUCUGCUGUGCAAGACUACCGCCAUGCUCAGGUUGAGCGACUUGAGUACAAGGUGGUUCAACCGUUGAGUCUCUAUGGAACAGCUUGCAAGCAUGCAAAGGAUGACUUGAAAUCAUCUUUUUCGGCAAGGGAUAAAGAACUGAAUGAACAGAAGAAACUGGAGAAAGUUCGGCAGAAGAAGCCGGGAGACAGGCAACAGAUUUCCCAGGCUGAAUCAAAACUCCAGAAGGCAUCAGUAGAUGCAUCCAGAUCUAACCGGGCUCUAGAAGAACAAAUGGACACGUUUGAGAAAAAGAAAAUGGAAGACAUUAAGACUAUAUUAAGAGAGUUCUUGACAGUUGAGAUGCUGUUCCAUUCCAAGUGUUUAGAAGUGUACACAAACGCUUGGCAAUGUAUCAAUUCUAUAAGUGACGAUGAUGAUCUGGAGGAAUUUAGGAACAGUUUACGACCGUUAGGGAGCAAUGGAGGCGGUAGUCAGACCCGUCUUAACCUUUCCCACCAAGGCUCUAAGGCAUCGCUAAAUUCAACCGGUCAAUCGAAAAACUCCACCAUGGAUAAAAAGCAAACGAGUAAGAAUCAGAAAGACAAGACGACUGUUCAAGAUUGGGAUGAUGAUGACGAUGAUGAUGAUGAAGACGAUUAUGAUGAUGAUGAGGAAGAUGAUGAUGAUGAGUAUUAAAUUACAAAAUAUGUGAUUAGUUACUUUGUUGUGUAAUUUGCUGUGAGAAUUGUAUUUAUCAAAAUGCUUAAUGUAGAAUCUGUGUGUACAGUGUAUGUGUUAAUUUAAAAAAAAAAAUAAUUGCAAAUUGUACUUAAAGUAAAUGUGUGUAAAAACAGAGGCUGUGAAAAAUAAAAUAAUUAUUAGUUAUAAAUAUCUCAAAUUGAGACUAAAACAUAUUUUAGAAUAAUAUGGUAAGGGGAUUAUGAGUAAUAGUAAUGAGUUAGAAAUAAUGGGUUAUAAUAUGUGAUAUAGAUAAGUGAUAGCAAGGAAUUUGAUGGGAGAUGGUAAGAAAGCUCAGUAGGAGAUGAGCAAUAUGCUGGUAGUUGGGAACUGGUUAAGAGGGUGAAGGUAGUGUUAUGGUGAAAGUGGGUGUUGGUAAUGUUAUGGUAUAACACAAUUCUACUUUACAUUGUAUACUGUAUUAUGUAUAAUUUUCAUUGAGGUCUGCACAUCAUGUGCUAUAUAAUAGACACAUUAUUGGGCCAAAAAACUGUUAUGUUGCCCAAGCAGUGCGAUAUUUGAAAAUCAAAGGGUCGGUCACUCAAAAAUUUUGUUUUAACAUAGAAAUAAUUCUAGGUCUAACUCAAAUUCAAAAGUGGCCUUUUCAAACUUCAUACCAGUACAGUAUUUUGAAAUAAAAAUGUUUUUUUUUUAAUGUUGAUCCUGGAUUUUCAGAAUUUGGGUUGGUCAGGCUUGGGCAGCGUAAUUGUUUUGGUCUUGUCAUUGAGCCAUUAGUUAUAUAGGACAAAGGGCUUAGUUUUUGAUAAUACUGUACCUUGAGAAACAAAACCUUGAUUUUUGCUUCCAUGAUUUCUUAUAAUCCUUGUAUUUGAUUGGCCAAUAAUUAUAUGAUUAAAGAUAUUGUAGGGAUAAUCAGGACUUAGAUACUUUAGAUUAACUAAAAAUGACAGGAAUAUUUCUCUGUAGCUUGGUUUCCAUACAAUUGCUACAUGCUAUCACCGACAGCUUUCGAUGAUGCUGAUUGGUCGGUCGAAUCAGGGAGCCUACCCGAUUGCGUUGGGGACUGCAAUGCAGUACAAAGAUUGCACUGAAAACACUGUAGCGAUUUUAAGGAAACCUAAGGCUUGUCACAUGUUUAAUGUUUUAGUAUGAUACUGUAUUAAUAUUUUAGCAGUGGUGACUCCAGAAGUUUGCUGCAGAGGAGUCCAGCAACUCUGUUUGGAGGAUCUGAACCAAGGAGGCUCCGUCUGGUUCCUAGAAUAAAAUCCUUGGUGGGGUUAAUGUGGAAAAAAUGUUAUGGUGUAGGAUAGCCCGAAAUUGUGCUUUUAGACCACAACACUACAGAUUGGCAACACAAUAAGUUUGCGGUUUCAUGUUUGACAGAAGAAAUUGCCCUCCCCUGACCCCUUCUGGUGCCACCACUGCUUCUGAGUGUACUGCAUACAUCACCUUGUGAGUGUCUGAUCAGUAGAUUGGGUGUUUUACUAUUUAUUAAAUUCGGGAAUGAUGCUAACCAAUACAAUUUCUGCAAUCCACCUUGUGAUGUUUUUAACUUUAUAUAUCAAAAUCCUAUCGUAUAUAUCUGGACUUGAUGAAAUUAAAUUAUAGAUUUUUAGCUGCACUAUUUAUUACAUAUUUUAAACCAGCAAGAGUUGAAUUUUAAUGUACUAUAUUGUAUUAUCCAAUUUAGACAUCACCAUGUUUUAUAAAACCUUGAAUUUAACAAUACUUAAUAUGUGAUUAAUAUUCUUAACAUUCUAUCGCCAGGCACACAUACUGCGUUGUAUGGCAGUUGGCCACCAUUAUUUUCUAUGAGCGCUUGACGAAGAAACACUGUUUGCUGAUUGUCUAUGGCAGUUUGAUUGAAUUGCCAUUAAAAAAAGCUAUUCGCUGCAAGUGCUUUGUCCUGUUGCGUUCUCUAUGGAGUCACUUUGGCUAAAAACAUUGGCGCAGUGUGCCGGAAUUUAGAAGUGUUACUGUUUGAAUAUAGUGUACAGUAUAUGUUGUAUAAUGUAUAUUUAAGGAUUAUAAGGCUAUUUUCAAACUGUAGUUUACUAUAUUGAUUGACUCAGUCUCAACAAUACAAUUGGGGGGCUACAUUGUAUUAAUUGGCAAAAGUUCUGAGGGGAUUCGGACUGGGAACAAAUCAAUAUUUACUUAAAAUGGCAAAAUUAAAAAAUAUUGUCAACAUAAAAAAUGUUUAAAGUGGAAUCCAGGAUUUUCAAUAUAGGUGGGGUGGUGAUAGUAGGGUCAUCUGGAUCUGCAAUCAUUUGGUUAGGUAACAUACAUACCUACUGCCUUUAACUAAAGUCAUACAGUACAUUCAAGUUUUACGUUACUUAUUGCCGAAUUUGUGUGACUAAUGGACCUUUCUGCUAAUCCCUACCCCCAAGGAUGAGUUUCUAAGGUCACAAAAAAUGAGUGUUAACAUAAGUUAAGUUGCAGUAACGAACCAGUUAUUACUUAAUUUUGUUAUAUACAUGUAUUCGUUGAUGGAAUAUGCUUUCAUCUACUGUACAUAUUUAUUGAAGUUUUAGAAAAAAAUAAAUAUAUGAAAUGAGAAUUGAUAGAA
Molecule: messenger RNA, 3712 nt
Organism: Anneissia japonica
Lineage: Eukaryota; Metazoa; Echinodermata; Crinoidea; Comatulida; Comatulidae
Product: protein FAM92A-like
Exons: 8
Coding region: 223-1137 (304 amino acids)
Biological process (GO): cilium assembly
Cellular component (GO): ciliary basal body; ciliary transition zone
Source: RefSeq, a predicted model, not a curated record